GAUACGCUGAUUCACCUAAAAUUUCUCUAUACUUGUUUUUCUCUCUCUCUUAAGUUUCAUCUUCCGUUGUUUCGCUUUCUUAGCACACCAUGGAAGCUCAAACACACAAAGAGCUUGAAGAAGCACUUCUCAUCCAAACAAGUGCCCUCACCAUUGAACAGCAGGAAAACGAUUUCUCUCCAGAACAGGAAGAAGAAAAAGAAGAAACCAACAACAAAGAUUCUCCCCCGCCGCUGCCCCUAGAUGAAGUGGAAGCAAUUAUCAAAUACGAGUUCAAGAAUAAACACUUAUUAGAAGAGGCUUUUACGCACAAAACUUACGGCGCAGAUAAGGGUUUAUCUUAUAAGCGGUUAGAAUAUAUGGGCGAUGCUGUUCUUGGCUUGUUGAUUGUGAAAGAACAAUUUUUCUCUUAUCCAAAUUUAGGACCAGGAGAUUUAACUCCAUUAAAAUCAAAGAAUGUUGAUACUGAAAAACUCGCACGUGUGGCUAUUAAACAUGGCUUAAAUCGGUAUUUGAGACACAAACAACCCAAUCUUGAUGAAGAAAUUCAAGCAUUUACAAAAGCAAUGGAUGACUAUUACUUACAUUCAAAUGGUCAGCUCUAUGUACCUAAAGCUCUCGCUGAUAUUGUUGAGUCAACCAUCGGUGCUAUUUUCAUUGAUUCUGACUCGUCCCUCGAUGUCGUGUGGAAGGUUGCAAGAGAAUUACUUGAACCUAUAAUUGAGCCAGACUCAGUUAAAAAGCAUCCUGUUUCACAACUUCAUGAAGUUUGUCAGAAGAAAAAAUUUAAAUUACAAUUUGUGGACUUGUGGAAAGAAUCUACAAGCAUUGAUGUUUUUAUAAAUCAGAAAUUUGUUGCAAGAGGCAGUUAUCGCUCUAAGAAAGACAUUGCACGUUAUAGAGCAGCAAAAAAUGCCUUGGAUAAUAUAGAUAAGGUGCUAAGUAUAAGCACACCUAAUGUGGAAGAUGAUGCUAUUGAAGAUUGAUGUUUAUGUUUGUGAUUGAUUUUAUAACCAAUGUAAUGGUUCAAAAUUCAAUGGAUUGAAUUUUGGAUAAUCUAUCGGUAUUAAUGUGGAUGAUUUACUAUAGUUAUUUUUAGGUGGUUAAGGAUGCACUUAGCUCUUCCUAAAGAUCUUAUAUUUUAUCCUUCUCUGAUUGCCUGAAGAAGAGAAAAUGCAAGAUCGACCAUAAAUAUAAUGAUCUUUUUUAGAAAUUAAAUAAAUAUAAUGUUGACAUGUUAUUUAAUUUUGCAUUCAGUGUGUAAUUGGCUUA
Messenger RNA from Vicia villosa (hairy vetch), 1272 nucleotides. RefSeq names its product ribonuclease 3-like protein 3. NCBI's taxonomy places the organism in Eukaryota, Viridiplantae, Streptophyta, Magnoliopsida, Fabales, Fabaceae. The coding region runs from base 90 to 986 and encodes 298 amino acids. Gene Ontology annotation, cellular component: nucleus; cytoplasm. The record is from RefSeq and is a predicted model, not a curated record. Gene Ontology annotation, molecular function: ribonuclease III activity; RNA binding. Gene Ontology annotation, biological process: siRNA processing. The transcript is spliced from 3 exons.